Ciona intestinalis (vase tunicate) is the source of this 2526-nucleotide messenger RNA. RefSeq names its product methyltransferase-like protein 27. The record is from RefSeq and is a predicted model, not a curated record. NCBI's taxonomy places the organism in Eukaryota, Metazoa, Chordata, Ascidiacea, Phlebobranchia, Cionidae.
UUUUCUUGGUCGCACGUGGACGGAAAAACACGUAAAAUGUGUCCCCUAUCACUAUCUCUAGUAGGCCGUGGUCCCAUCAGCAUUUACAACGGUUUAUUUAUCAAGUUUUACGGGAAUAGGAUUAGUCAGCGGUUAAAUAAUAGAGAAAUAAGGAGAGAAGCAACCUAGGAGAGAUAAGAGAGAGGACGAAUAUACAUAGGAAAACAACUAGGAGGGCGACAUGGCAGUUAUCGCUAAAACGAUAAAGACACUCGUGUAAACUUUUCCAUAACCGAACCGCAAAUAGACUGGUGUUGUGACAGUUCGUCAGUCGUUUAGUAUAAAAUACUGUAUCGACCAUUACCAAUAGUUUUAAGUAAUAAGACAGCAUCGGACCUGAUUAAAGCAAAUGUUUUGUGCUAAUUACGUGCUUUUAUAUAUGAACGUUUUUUUUUUAAUUCUAAUGAUAUGCAAGACUUGAUUUUAGCUGCAAGAAAUGUGACUUAAGCCUUGAGAGUUAGGAACUGAGAUAUUAUUAUAGGAAGGAGGAAAUUAUUAGACAGAAGACAAACAACAAAGAGAGAAGAGUUUUCAUGAACGAAAACGUAUAUUAAGACUUCAUUUCUAAAGUUAGAAAGUAAACGUGUUUCAUAUACGUAGCUCGGAUUGACACAAGUUCAUGCUUUUAUGCGUAUUGCUAUUCCUUAUACAUAUGUUUUGUGCGUGUGAAUUUCUGGGUCGUUCUACUCGCGUAUCUACAUCGAUGAUUGCUUAUCGCGGAAAUCGCGAAACGUAACUGCAAUGCCUGGAGCCAAACCAAACCCCCUGCUGUUUAAACGCUGCAGUUAUGUGUCUUUCGUUGCGAAAAUGUUGCGUAUAUAAGCGUGUAGUGGUUUUCAGUAAACCUGAUUAUACAAGGGUGAACCGAGCUACGUGUUGUUGUGGGUGAGAGGAAUAAGCGAGACGUUUUGCUAUGGUGAUUAACGGGACCAGCUUCGAGACAAUUUCGUUAGUUGAUUCCAACUAAAAUCUAUUCUUCACUCUUAAAAACGUGAUAGCAAUGUAAUCAUGUAUUUGGGACAUUCUAUUUAAGACGGUUUUGAUGGUGCCGUGAUAUAUUUGUUCCGGCCGUUGAAUUCACUUUUCAACUGACAGUUAGAAAAUUUACUUAUUAAACAAAAACAACAGAAAAUAGUGUUAAGCCAAGAUUGUGAUAAAUUUUCCAAAAUUUUUUUAACAGAAACUAAUUUAAGCAUUAGUUGAAAUGUCUGAUCAAACUCAAGCGGUUGAUGCGGAAAAAAUUGCCCGACAGCGUGCACACGAGUACGCACAUACCUUCUCCGCAGAACAGAAGGAAAAACUGGAAAACUACAAAGCGUGGGCGACUGAUUACAACACAGACGUAACGGCAUUGGAGUAUACUGCACCUAAACACUGCGUAGACUUAAUCCUUAACGCUGUAAACAAACAUUCGGAAAUUUCAAUGAAUUCUUCCGUUGUGGACUUCUGCUGUGGAACAGGACUUGUAGCGAAUCGACUUCGCUCGGUUGGAUUUACAGGCCCAAUAGACGGAGUUGAUGGUUCGGACGCCAUGUUGGAUCUGACUGAUGGUGUUUACAGAAACACAUUUUGUCAAUUUCUAGAUCCGGGAAAAAAUCUGCCGGAAAUGCUGUCGUCUUCACAGUACGACGUGGCCGUGAUGGCCGGUGGUUUCGGGCCGGCGCAAGUCGACGCGGGUUGCUUAAAACACCUUAUCAAUGCGAUAAAAAUCGGCGGGGUCUGCAUUUUUAGCACAAGAACCAACCGUUGCAGUUCGGAAUUUUCGAAGAAGCUUGACAAUGAACUGACGAAGUAUGUGCAUAGUGACGUCAUAGUUAUAGAUGAGCUACGUAAUAUUGAUAAAUUUGAACUCUCAUCCUUCCCGGAAGAAAUGAAAGAAACAAGAUACAUUCCUGGUGUCGCGUAUUGCUUAUUGAAGUUAAAACCUAUUACGGAAGAAACAUAAUUUGAUUUUACUGGUUACCAAUAAAUACAAUUCGUUUAUAUUAUUCAUCGUACUUUAUAUAACUAUGAAACCAUAUCUUCACGACUCUAAAUGAGUGUUGGUAAUUAUUAAAACACGAUCUAGGAAAGAUAUGGUUUAGGUUCUAACGGUAACCGUCUUACCCCACAGUGGUAUACAUAACUAUAUCCUCACGACUCUAAAAGAGCGCUGUUACUAGAUUAGGUAAUAUAGAUAUUAUGUGCCAACGGCAUUCGUCUUACUUCACAGUACUAAAAAAGUAACUGUAUGUUCGCUGUUUCCAGUAUGUAUAUAAAAAAUAAAAUACUUGGGUGUUUUUAUUGUGAAAUAUCACAGUGUAUUUUAUUCCGCUAAGUGGUGCCAGUGAGCCAUACAUUUUGAGACUAGGUAAUUACUGUUAUACAGACGGUGUUAUCAAGCAUUGCUAAAUUAUGUAUUCAUAUUAUUUGAGCGGUUCUCAUGCCUGUGUAAAACGUACAUGGUGAUUCGCAUUUGCGUAUUGAAAUAAACGAAUAACAACAUAA